Molecule: messenger RNA, 6817 nt
Organism: Paramecium pentaurelia
Lineage: Eukaryota; Ciliophora; Oligohymenophorea; Peniculida; Parameciidae
Source: the annotation of a GenBank genome assembly
AUGUCAACUCAAGAUUUGUAAUUGUUAGAAAAUUAACUCUUAUUGUCUAAAGAUGAAGCUAUUGGUAAACUUAUUAAGGGCACUGACCAAUAUUAUUAUUAUUAUUUUUUAAAGAUUUUCAAUCAACAUGGAUAUCAAUUAACUACAGAAUAAAAACAUUAGUUAGAAGCAUUUAAAGACAUGUAAACAUAACUAGCACAAAAAACUAAUAUGAGAGCAUUAUUUUUAGAAUAUGAUAGAUUAAACAAUGAGACUCCAUCAGAAGAAAUUGAGAAAUAAUAAAGAGCUAUUGUUGAUAAAAUCAAUAGAUAAUAUUUUAAAUUUUCAUUUAAUUAAGAGGCCCCUUCAAUUGCAAGAGUAUGAAUUUUUUUUUUAUUGUAGGGAUAAUCUUAAUCUGGAGGACUUAUUGAGUAAAUGACUUACAAAUCAAAAUUCAAUGAAAGUAUUUUUGAUGUCAACAAAUACUUAGAGAAUGCAUAUACAGAUGUUGGAUUUACAAAAAUUAAACAAUAACUUUAUGGAUCAUUAGAUGUAAAUAAAAUAGCAACUAGUUCAAUAAAAGUAAUAAAGACUUAUUUGAACAAUGUUGGCAAUGAAAUUGUAGAGUAUUGAAUAUUUUAUUAUAUAUAUAGUUUUCCAGGUAUACCUGAAUUUUAUGAUAAGUUAUCUAAUUUGAAAGACUUUAAGAAUGAUUUUUAAUAAUCUCAUUUUAGAAAAUUGAGUUUGUCUUAAUUAGAAGGAUUACUUCAAUUGAAUAAGAAGUUUUUAGAGAAUCAAUAGUUUGUUGGAGAAUACUAUUUGAAAAAAUUCUAAUAUAAUUUAAAAGACAUUCAAUAUUCUAAAUUAACAGAAGCUGAAAAGAAAUAAAUCUUAUAGAAUAUAAAAGAUGUUUAUAAUUGGACAAGUACUUUACCACCAAAGUUUAAAUCAUUCAAUGAUUAAAUACUAUAUGAAUUAUUAUAAAUAGGUAAAAUAAUUAUUAAUAUAUUUUAGGUAUUGAAGUAAAUGAAUAUGAUUUUGAUUUAUUUUUGGUUUUCUUAAAAGAUCCAAAAGAUGAUUAUGAUGCUGCUAAUGAAAAAUAAAAAAUAUUCAUAAAAAAUAAUAAAAGAAAUUAUUAAUAAUAAUGGCAUGAAUAUCAUUAAUUGAAUACAAAUAGAUGGAUUGCUACAGAUUAGAUUAUAGAGAAAUAUUUAUAAAAAUAUUUUGAAAAGAAUGAUGAUUUAGGGAUAUUAGAAUAAUAUCUAGAUACAAAAUAUUUAAAAAGAGUUCAAGCUACAGUUAAAUUACAUUAAGGUUUAGAAUUAUAAAAUAUUUAUGAUUAUCUUACAAGUGCUUAAAUAGAAUAGAUGAAUUCAGGUAAAUUGUUAACUAUUUGUUCAUUUAAUAAAAUGUAUUUUAAACAUGGAGAUUCAGUUAAAUUAUAUGUAGAAUUAAAGAAUAUUCCAAAAUUAAAUAUUAAAAUAUUUGAAUUCAAUUCUGAAAAUUAUUAUUUAUAGAAAUAAUAAUAAUUAGAUUCAUCAAUUAAUUUAGAUGGUUUAAUAGCAUUUGAAGAAACUGAUUUCACUUAUACUUAUCCUCCAAUAUAAAAAGUAAUUAAAGAAUUUGAAUUUUAAACUAUUACUAAUAUCUAAAGAGGUAUAUUUAUAGUAGAGUUUAUUGGUAAUGGUAUAUCUUCAAGAGCUCUAAUAAAGAAAGGUAGACUUUAAUUAAGAGAAACAAUAACAGCAGCAGGUCAUAGAUUUUAAAUUUUUGAUGAAAACUUUGAAUUAUGUGUAGGUGAGAAAACAGGAGUUUGGAUAGAUAAGAAAUUUUAUAAAGUUGAUUAAUAAAGAAAAGAAAUAUUGAUACCUUUUGGAUAAAGAGAUUAAUAAUUUAAUGCAGUUAUUGUUCAUGAUAAUUUUGCUGAAUUUACAACUGUUUUUAUAUAAUAAGAGAAGUAUCAAUUAAAAUGUGCAUUUUUGGUUGCUGAUGAAUCAUUGUUAAUGGGAUGUUAAGCUAAGGCUGUUAUAAUUCCAAAAUUAUUUGUUAAUGGAACAGAAGUUGGAUUAGAUUUACUUUAAGAAUAAAAGAUUUAAGUAACAAGUACUAAUGAUGCCGGUGUUCCAGCAACAUUACCAUUUGAUAAUAUUAAAUUAGAAAAUGAUAAACCAUUUGAAGUUUAAUUCCCAAUCACUUCUAAAUUAAAAGCUAUAGAAAUAAAGAUUACUGGAAAAAUAACAAGAAUGCAUAAAGAUGAAAAUAAGAAAGAAGAUUAACUUGAAUAAUCACAUUUUAUUUAUUUUGACAAUCUUGAAGGAUAAUAAGUAUUUUGUAAUUAGUUAUUGAAAUAUGAUAAAAUAAAUGGAUAUUAAAUUCUUAUUGUAGGAAAGAAUGGAGAGCCAAAAAGAGGAUUAUAAGUAACUAUUACAUUCACUUUGAGUUCCUUAAAUCAUACUUAUAAUGAAUAAUUCACAACAGAUGAAAAAGGUAGAAUAUAUUUAGGAAAUUUGAAGAAUGUAAGUUCUAUAGCUUCAAAUGUAAAAAGUGUAGGAGAUAUUAAUGUAUCAUAGAAAUCAUGGUCUAUUAAUUAAAAAAGCUAAGUUGCUUAUCCAACAAAAAUUACAAUAUUACCAGGAUAAAAAGUAAGUUUACCAUUUUUUGAUAAUGAAGAUAUUAAUAAUCCAUAUGUAUUAUAUUAAGUAUUUGGAUCAACAGAAAGAGCAGUUAUUAAAAGUUUGACUAAUUAGAUAUAGAAAUAAGAAUAAUUCAUUUCAUUUACAUUAGAAGAUAAAGGAAUUUAUGAAUUAUAAUUUGUAAAAGAUAGAUUUACAAUUUAUAUUAAUGUUAUAGAUGGAGAAUUAUGGAAGGGCACUAAUAUUAUAAAAUCUUAGAAUUAAUUAAUAAUAGAUAAAGGUUUAGAUUAAUUAAUAGCAAUAUCAAAAGUUGAUUAAUAAAAAGAAGAGAAUGGAACAAAAAUAACUGGUAAUAUUGUUUCAAAAUAAAAAGUUUAAGUUUAUGCUUAUGCAACAUCAUUUUUAAAUGAAUAAUUUGAAUAAUAAGUAAAUUAAAUAUAAUAAUUAAUUAAUAAAGAUAGAUCUGAAUAAUUAUCAAUUGAUUUAUAUAGUAGUGUAUUUUAAUCAAAUAAAGAAUUAUCAGAUGAAUAAAAAUAUGUUUUAAAUAGAAAAACAUAAGAAAGAUAUAUUGGUAAUACACUUGAAAAACCAUAAUUCUUAUUAAAAAGAUAAUAAAUUAGAGAAACUACAACUCAAGGGGAAUCAUUAAAUUAAGAGGGAUCAUAUAAGGAUAAAAUUGAAUAAUAAAAUUAAUAACCACGAUCUUACAGUAAAUAAGCAGGUUAUGGAUCAGCAGGUUAAAGACAUUAAUAAGUAACAACUUUCCAUGAUUUCUUGAAAUAUCCAGCUAUCUUGUAUUCUAAUAUUGUUCUAGAUGAAAAUAAUAAUUUCUAAUUUGAUGUACCAGCACAUUAUUCAACAGUGACAUUACUUGUAUUUAAUGAAUCAUCUUAUUAAUUUUAAUUAUUACCAUUAGAAAAUGAAUAAGUAGAAACUAGAAAUCUAGCUCAUUAAUCUACAUUGUAGAAAGAUAAAUUUUAUUCAAUUUAUAGAAAUUCAUCUAAUGUUUAAAAGAAUGUUCCUAUUUAAGUCUAAGAUUUAACAUCUACAGAAAUCAAGUUAGUUGAUUCAUUAGAUAAAAUGUUUAUUGUCUUAAAAGAAUUGAAAAAAGCUAAUGGAGAUGAUAGUGGAUCUAGAGACUUUUAAAAAUGGGAAUUCUUGAUAAAAUGGUAUUAACACACUACUGAACAAAAACAUAAACUUUAUGAUGAAAAUUAAUGUGAUGAAUUGAAUCUCUUUAUUUAUUUUAAAGAUUCAGCAUUCUUUGAAACAUAUACUGAAAAUUAUAUUAGAAAUAAAAUAGAAAAAAGUUUUAUUGAUUAUUUCUUAUUAAAAGAUGAUGAAGUAUUAAAAUAAUAUGGAUCUAUGUAAAAGAUUGUAGAGUUGAAUGCAUUAGAAUAAGCAUUAUUGGUUAUUUAUUUUGCAGAAAUAUCAAAUCAAUUAGAAGAUGCUAAAUAAAUAGCAUCCUAUUUAGAAAAUCUAAAUAAAUAGAAUGUAAUUGAUUAAAGAAUCUUUAAGAAAUACUUUGAUACUGUUUUAGGUGCUAAAAUUGAAGCUGAAGAUGAAAACUUUGAAGUUGGUUAACCUGAGAUGAUGUGUAUUUAACAACCAGUUUUCGUAUAAGCAUAAUAAUAACCAUUUCAUUAGAAUUUAAUGUGCAUGAAUUAAAUGCCUGCACCAAGAAUGAUGAUGCAAUAGGCAAUGCCAAUUUAAUAAGAAAGAAUGAGAAUGCCAAUUGUUUAAUAAAGUUGUGCUAUGAAUUUAGUCAGAAAUAGCAAUCAUUCAUAAAAUGAGGAAGUUGAAUUAUGUUGUGAUAUGAUGGAUUAUUCUUACCAACGUAAUACUGCUUAAAAUAAAAAUGAUAGUUAUUAUAGAGAAAAACGUUCUUAAUUCAUUGAAAACUUCAAAAAUAUUGAAAAAACUAAAGAAUAUUGUGAAAAACAUUAUAGUACUGGAUGUUAGAAGGACAAUUUUAAGAAUUUAGUUAGUUUAAAUGGAUUUUUUGUUGACUUAGUAAAUCAUUCAAUUACUAAAGGAAUUUUAAAAGAAGAUUUCCUUUCAUCAAAAUUCAUAUAUUGUAUCAACAACUAAACUGAAAUGAUUGCUGUUUUAGCACUUAUUGGUUUACCUAAUGAAGCCCCAAUUUAAGAGUAUAAAUAAUUUGGAGGAAAGGGAGUUGAGAUUACAACAAAAUCUUCAGCAUUAUUCUUUAUGAAAGAAAUAAAAGAAGGAAAAGCAUAAUUAAGAUAAGAUAUUUUAAUUGCUUAAAGAUUCUUUGAUCCAAAUGAUAGAUUUAUAAUAUCUGAAGAUGAUCCAGAAUUAUAAUUAGAGAAAGAUGUAUCUGAAUGUUUAAUAGAUAAAAUUUAUGGUUGCUAAGUAAUCAUUACAAAUUGUUCUUCAACAAGAGCUGAUUAUUAAGUUUUAGCGGAACUACCUAAUGGUGCUAUUCCUGUUAAUACAGUAUUUUAUACAAAAUCAUAUACAAUAAAUUGUUAACCUUAUACAACCUAAAGAAUUGAAUAUUUCUUUUAUUUCCCUAAGAUUGGUACAUUCUCUGUCUAUCCAGCUAAUGUAUCUAGAUUUGGUUAAGUUGUUUGUGUUGCUUAAGAAGGUUAAUUGAAAGUAGUUGAAUCAAAAUCUAUUUAAAAUUUAGAGGCUAUUGAUGAUAUAUUAGCUAAAGGUAGCAAAGAUGAUAUUUUAAAUUUCUUAUAAACUAAAAAUAUAUUUAAUAGAAAUAUAUUCAGGGCAGAAGAGAUUAGAUAUUUAUUAAAAGAUAAAGAUUUUUAUUUGAAAGUUAUUGCUAUUUAUCGUAAGAGAAGAUUUAAUGAUUUUGAAAGUUUGAAAUAUUCAAUUUAUCAUGCUGAUAAAGAAAGUAUGAAAGAAUUAUUCCUUCAUAACAAUUGUUAAGAAUUAUUUAAGAGAACCUUUAAAUAUUUCAAAUGUUCUCUUUUUGAAGUUAGUAAUAUUAGAAUGCUAGAAUAUUAUCCACUUAUUACUAAGAGAGUUCAUAAACUUACAUCUGAAGCUAAAGGAAUUCUAAAUGUUGAAUUUAGAACUUAAUAUAUUGAUUUCUUGACUUACUUGGUUGAAAAACCUAAACAUACUUUAAGUGAUAAAUUAGGAUUUAUUUAUUAUCUAUUAUUACAAGAAAGAAUUAAUGAAGCUAUUUAAAUUUACAAAACAAUAGCUGAUGUUGAUGCUUAAGGUGAAGCUGUAUUGUAAUAUGAUUAUUUUUCAGCUUAUCUUGAUUUCUAUAUUGGAUAUCCUAAUUUUGCUAGAGCUAGAGAAAUAUGUGAGAAAUAUCUCAAUUAUCCAGUUAUUCAUUGGAGAAAUAUAUUCUAUGAAGUAGUUAAUUUAUUAGCAGAAUAUGAUGGUGAUGAUGAUGAGAAUCAAAAAUUAAAAACAGAAUCUACAGUUAAAUAGAAAUAAAUAGAAUAAGCUAAAAAAGAAGAAACUUUAUAAUCUACUAUUGAAGGUAAUGAAAUUUAAAUAACAUAUUCCAAUUUAAAUAAAGUUGUCAUAUAAUUCUACAAAAUAGAUUUGGAAAUUUUAUUCUCUAGAAAUCCAUUCUUAAAUUAAAAUGAAGAAGAUUUUGCAUUUGUCUUACCUAAUUCUAUUGUAGAAACAACAUUAGAAGUAUAAUAAUAACCUGGAUUGUAAUAUAAUUAUUUUUAUUUUAUAGAACAUACAAAAAGUCAGUUGCUAUUCCUGAAGAAUUAAGAAAAUACAAUCUUUUUAUUUAAAUUAAAGGUAUUAGUAAGAGAACAUCAAAUCGUUAUUAUUCAACUUCUUUGGGUGUUUAAAUAAUGGAAAAUUAUGGUUAAAUAAGGGUUUCUGAUUCUGAAGGAAAAUAUUUAUCAAAAGUUUAUGUGAAAGCUUAUAUUAAAGAGAAAAAUGGAAAGGAAUCAUUUUAUAAAGAUGGUUAUACUGAUUUAAGAGGAAGAUUUGAUUAUGCUUCAUUAAGUUCAGCUAAUUUAGAUGAUGCUUCUAAAUUCUCAUUAUUAAUUACUAGUGAUGAAUAUGGUACUUUAAUAUAAUUAUAAAUUAAGGUUCUAUAAUAAAGGAAAUUAAUGCUCCAUCUUAAGUUGGUAAAUUUGAAACUGAAGUUAAAUUGGUAUCUAAUAAAUGGAAUGAAAGAGCAGUUUGUGAAUAGGUCAAAUAAUCUAAUUUAUACGAAUGCAAGAAAUUAAGCAAAUGUAAAUGAU